Messenger RNA from Clarias gariepinus (North African catfish), 2096 nucleotides. RefSeq names its product fibulin 5 (gene fbln5). NCBI's taxonomy places the organism in Eukaryota, Metazoa, Chordata, Actinopteri, Siluriformes, Clariidae. Gene Ontology annotation, molecular function: calcium ion binding. The record is from RefSeq and is a predicted model, not a curated record. The coding region runs from base 301 to 1665 and encodes 454 amino acids. The transcript has 11 exons.
UGAUCUGUGUCUCUCUGACGUGACGAAUAAGCGCGCGCGAUCCUCCUCUUUACUACUGCCCACCGCGCGCGUAAACGAAACCAGGUGCUGCGAGCUGGCGCAUUUUACACACUCAGGCCCGACAGCGCUAAAACACAGAGCAGUGUGUGUGUGUGUGUGUGUGUGAGAGAGAGAGAGAGUAAGAGAGAGAGAGAGAGAAAUUGGUCCUCACUUUUUCCCUGCUGGGAGCGCAGCGCAGUCCGAGGCGGGACCACGCGCACUGACACAGGACGUGGCUGGAGCUCCGACAAAACCGAGAGAAUGCUGACAGCUUUGGUAUUUUUGCUCUGCUGCUUCCAGCCUGGAAAGAGUCAGAGGUGCAGUGAGGGGUUUAUGUAUGACGUUCGAGCCAGGCAAUGCAUCGACAUAGAUGAGUGCCGCACGGCGCCAGGCGCGUGCCGUGGUGACAUGCGGUGCGUCAAUCAAAACGGAGGUUACCUCUGCCUCCCCCAAAGCCUUUAUUCUACGUCGUAUGCUGAGCAGAUACCGUCCUACGCUGAGUAUCCUGACACCUCAGUGGGGUUUUCUGAGCAGUUUCCCCCUCCUCCACCUAUCAUCCCCGGUCCUGCGUCCGGUCCUGGUCCAAGUUAUCCGAUAGUGAGCCGUUCCUCUGCCCCCUGCAUCCUUGGCUACACGCUUGGAGAGGAUGGCAGCUGUGUUGACAUUGAUGAGUGUGAGACUCGGUCCCAUCAAUGUAACCCCACACAGGUGUGUAUAAACACAGCAGGUGGUUACUCCUGCUCCUGCACUGAGGGUUACUGGCUAGUGGCUGGACAGUGCCAGGAUAUUGAUGAAUGCCGCUAUGGUUACUGCCAGCAGCUGUGUGCUAACCUGCCAGGCUCUUACUCCUGCUCUUGCAACCCAGGAUUCAACCUGAAUACUGACAGUCGAACAUGUGAAGAUAUAGAUGAGUGUGCUACUAACCCCUGCACUCACGGAUGCCUGAACUCAUAUGGCUCAUUCAUGUGCAACUGUGACGAAGGCUUCGAGCUUGCCUCGGACGGAACAACCUGCAUCGAUGUGAAUGAAUGCAGUUUCUCAGACUUCCUGUGUCAGCACACGUGUGUAAACACUCCGGGUUCGUUCGCAUGCACAUGUCCGCCUGGUUACUACGUCUUUGAGGACGGCCGGAGCUGUGAAGACCUCAAUGAAUGUGAGUCCGGUAACAACACGUGUACAGCAGCACAAGUUUGUUUCAAUUUCCAGGGAGGGUACACAUGCCUGGACCCCCUCAUAUGUGAACCGCCAUAUAUAGAGCUCAGUGACAAUCAGUGUAUGUGUUCUGCGGAGAACCGUGCUUGUCAAGACAGGCCCUUUACUGUUCUAUACCGCCACAUGGACCUGUCUUCUGGACGCAGUGUCCCUGCUGAUAUUUUUCAGAUGCAAGCCACCACACGCUACCCCGGGGCUUUCUACAUCUUCCAGAUCAAAUCUGGCAACGAGGGUCGUGAAUUUUACAUGCGGCAAACCAGCAAUGUCAGCGCUACACUGGUCUUGACUCGGCCAAUCAAGGGACCGAGGACAGUCGUCCUGGACCUGGAAAUGGUCACAGUCAACAAUGUUAUCAACUUCCGAGGCAGUUCCAUCAUCCGCCUUACAAUAUUCAUCUCCGAACACCCCUUCUGAGACUCUACACAUGACCUCUGUUCUUUUGCCCUUCAAUCAUGGACUUCCUGUGACCAUAUUACACAUCAGGCAGCUGUGUUUGUUCAUGUCAGUUAAUGUUUUGCCAUUUUUGACUGUUUAAUGAUUAUGACCACCCUAGGGUAGAUAAUGUUUUGUAUUCUGUGUCAGGACUGACAUGUCACAACAAAGAGCUGUUAUAUAAAUUUUGCAUUAUGGCAAAGGAGGUUAAUAAAAAUAGGCUGACUCUGAAUUGUCCACUUUCACUUUUGUGCAUCCAGUCAGAAGGAUAUUUAUGACUUUUUCCUUGUUUAUGUGGUUUUUUGUCUUUCCAUCUUGUUGGGGAUCAUUUUAAGAAAUAACACAAACCUUUGAACUGUUUCCUCAUUCUUAAACAGGUGUUUGGGUUUCGUUUUUUUUUUCUGCCACAGCAU